Nannizzia gypsea CBS 118893 is the source of this 3042-nucleotide messenger RNA. RefSeq lists its product as hypothetical. The record is from RefSeq and is a predicted model, not a curated record. Bases 1 to 3042 code for a protein of 1013 amino acids. Lineage: Eukaryota; Fungi; Ascomycota; Eurotiomycetes; Onygenales; Arthrodermataceae. The transcript is spliced from 7 exons. Gene Ontology annotation, molecular function: protein phosphatase activator activity. Gene Ontology annotation, biological process: protein dephosphorylation; DNA damage response. Gene Ontology annotation, cellular component: protein phosphatase 4 complex; nucleoplasm.
AUGGCCAUGUCGUUCCCGGUGCCGCCGCUGAACGACCGCAAGAGAGUCAAGGUCUACGAGCUGCGGAACAACGACUGGUUCGACCGGGGGACGGGCUUCUGCACCGGGCAGAUCACAGACGAUGAGCCGAAGAUACUGGUGCAGUCGGAGGACCAGCCAGACCGCAUGCUGCUGGAGACUCGCAUCACACGGGAGGAUGGAUACCAGAAGCAGCAGGAAACACUGAUAGUAUGGACGGAGCAGAAUGGGACAGACAUGGCGCUCAGCUUUCAGGAGGCGGAGGGCUGUGGUGUGAUAUGGGACUUCGUGCGCCAUGUGCAGCAGCAUCUCACUCCCCUCGGCCAUGGCCUAGAUGACUCGCUGUCGGACGACGCCAUGGACGGCAUGCCCAGCGCCAUCAUGCUCCCGCCGCCGGACCUCACCAACCUCGCGGAGAUCGAACACCUCAUCGUCGGCGCCAGUGCGACCCAGCCAGGCAGAGACGCCAUCGCCCGCUUCGUCAUCCAGGAACAGUACAUCCUCAAGCUGCUGCCGCUCGUCGCCGUCGCCGAAGACCUCGAGGGCCUCGCUGACCUCCACCGCCUCUGCAACAUCAUGAAGGCCCUCAUCCUGCUCAACGACAACACCAUCAUCGAGCAGGUCGUCUCAGACCCCGUCAUCUCCGCCGUCGUCGGCGCCCUCGAGUACGACCCGGACUUCCCCACCCACAAGGCAAACCACCGCCAGUACCUCAACGACCGCUCCCGCUACAAGGAAGUCGUCCCCAUCAAGGACCCCAUCAUCCUGCGCAAGAUACGGCACACCUGGCGCCUGCAGUACCUCAAAGACGUAGUCCUCGCCCGCAUCCUCGACGACCCGACCUUCUCCGUCCUCAACUCCCUCAUCUUCUUCAACCAGGUCGACAUCGUCCAGCACCUCCAGUCCAAUGCCGCCUUUCUCUGCGAACUCUUCUCCCUCUUCGCCCCCGAGUCAGCGCCCGCCGACGCAAACAAGCGUGAAGACGCCGUCCAGUUCCUCCACCAGUGCAUGGGCAUUGCAAAGAACCUCCAGGCUCAGUCGAGGGGGAACCUCUUUGCAAACCUCAUCAACCAUGGCCUCUUCUCCGUCAUUGCAUUCGCCGUCAAGCAUCCCACACCCGCCCUCAGGACGACCGGCAUAGACAUCCUCGUCGUCCUGCUCGACCAUGACCCCGUCACCAUGCGCGGAUACAUGCUCAAGGCGUUUACCGAUAAGAAGCUGCCAUUGACAGAUACACUGAUCGACCUGCUACAUACAGAGACCGACCUGGGCGUCAAGAACCAGCUGGCCGAUGCAUUAAAGGUCCUCCUCGAUCCGCAGCCGCAGAUGCAAGAACUACGGUCCGGAGAGGUAGUCAAGAUGCGCCAGGGCCAGCAGCAGCAGGGUCAGGGCCAGGGCCAGGGCCAGACACAGAUACAGCCACACCCCGUUGCAGACGCAUUCAUGCAGAACCACUUUGAAAGCUCUGCUAAGAGACUCUUCACUCCCUUGACCCUCCUCGCCGCCCACAACGACCUCUCCGGGUUGACGUUCCAGCAGGUCUCCCUAUUUGCACACCUAGUAGAGAUACUCACCUUCUUUGUUCGCCAGCAUCCCAUCCGCAGCCGCUCCUUCAUCCGCGAAGAAUACCUCAUCCCGCGUGUUGCGCAACUCUUCACCGUUCCCCAAAAACAUCUCAAACUAAUGGCAUUGAAAUUCUUCCGUACUCUCGUCAGCCUCCACGACACCUUCUACCACGCCCAACUAACCCACAACAACACCUUCGACCUCAUCCUCAACAUCGUCUACGAAACCAUGCCCCGCGACAACCUCCUCAACUCCGCCUGCCUCGACCUCUUCGAAUUCAUCAAACGCGAAAACAUCAAACCCAUCAUCGGACACGUCGUUGAACGAUACCGUGAAAAGAUCCAGAACAUCACCUACGUAGACACAUUCCAGAACCUCAUCCUCCGCUACGACCAGAUGCAGGGCUACGGACCGAAUGCUGCGGCCGGUGCAGAUAACAGUGAUGCCGCAAGCACCGUCUUCAGCCAGGACGAAGCCUCCUCGACGCCCACGAGGAUGAUCAUCAGCGGCGGUGCGCAACGGUGGGGAGCAAUGGGUGUUCGCGAAAUGACCGCAGCCGAGGAAGAGUACUUUGAGGCCUCAGACGAUGAGGAAGACGAGGUAGGAUUCUUCCCUGUUUCUACUGGAGGCUCCUCUAGGCAGAGAACUGUGCAGCUCAUGCUCAAUGUUUUAUCACAGGUUAAACCCGAGAAUGCUGCGAGCACGAACGCCGCGCCUCCGAACGGCACGCCCAACAAGCCACUUGUCGAUUACCCUGACGACGACGACGAUGAUGCCAUGAACGAGCAGGAUGCGCAGGUACCGGCUCAGAAGCAGCAGGAGCAGGAACAGCAGAAAAUCGAGCGGUUCUCGUUUUCUGAAAAGCGCCGUCGACAGGAUGACGAUGACGACGAUGAACUUAUCAAGCUGUCCUCGGGUUCAAAGCGGCGCAACUCGGUAAACACCGCAAACUCUGUCUCGCCGUUAUUCCAGCGCGGUAACGGCAGCGGUAACGGGAACGGUAACGGGAAUGGCAGCUUGCGAGUGAAGAAGGGAAGUCAGAGCCGGAGUCCCAGCGGGAGUCCGAGUCCGAGCCCGCGUUCGAAGGGCAACGGUGUUGAAAAAGACGGUUCAAAGGAGUCAACGGCAGGGAAGAAGAUUGCGAUUACUUUCAACGUUUCAUCUUCAACACGGAACGCGCUUAAGAGCCAGGAGAACCCGACUGAUUCUGAUUCAGAACUGAAACCAGAGCCAGCCAAGCUGAAGGAAGCUGGUGAUGCCGGAAUAGUUGAUGCUGCGCCUACAUCGGUCAAAGGUACAGCCAUGAGCGACGGCAGUGAUGCUGAGACUGGCUCGGCUGAUGAUAGCGGAGGAGGCGGGUCGGAAGAUAGUACGGAGCCUGCUGAACCUAUCCCUGAGAGUACGACGCCGUCGACAACCACGACAACGCCGGUAGCUGCGACGGCGACUGCGAGCUAA